UCUCUUCGGGUAUCCUGUGGAUUGUUGCUUGCCGCCAUUGUUGUUCAAUAGAAAUUUGCUUUUUUAAAUAUUUUUGUCUGGCGUUCUGCAAAGAAAAUUCAACUUGGUGCAAAGUAAAGAGUGCUAUCUUUCAUGAUAGUUAUUUUUACCAAGGGGUAGUCGAUUUUAGAGUAUUUUGACGCCAAAACAUAAAGUACCAGCUUGUAGCACAUGGUCAAGAAUUUUAAUUGGUCUUCCGGUAUUUUUCUACCAAAGUAUUGUUUACCGAGAAGAAACUUAUUUAUGGUCUAUGUAGCAGAGGUUUUGGACUCGUGAAAUGGAGAACGGCAGUUAGAUUUAACUUCUUAAAAGUGUUUCCUCCUUUUGCCAUGACGACUUGCGAAGUUAUGAGUUCACAAACUGAACAAUUUUGUCAAGACUCCAAUGUCAUCGCGAGCAAACUAGCUAACGAUUUGGAUGCAAAGCUAACGUCCUCUUCAAAACAAGUUCUUCUACAAAGGAUUGAAUUCAAAGCAGCCUCAAAGCCAGAUGAACAAUAUGAAAGGCUAAAGAAAAAAUACAAAGCUUUGAAUCAAAAUGCUUCACUUGUGAAUGGAAAGGACAAGAGUCAUGUUCAUAUGAAUGGCACAAAACAAGAUGAUCUUCCAGAGCCUAAGCUAGUUUUAUGUAAUCCUGAUAAGAUUUCACUUCGAUGGAGUAAAAUGAGACGGGUUGGUCCUGGAUUAAGUAACCUUGGUAACACAUGUUACUUAAACUCAGUUAUUCAAGUUCUCACCUACACUGCACCCCUGGUAAACUUUUUGUCAACACAGGAGCACACAAGGGAAUGUAGAGCAGUUGGAUUUUGUAUGAUGUGUGAACUACAGCGUCAUGUCCUCAGAUCCUUUAACCAUCACCAAAAUGAAUCCAUCAAACCACAGGCCAUCAUACAGAAACUUAGAUGUAUUGCUAAACACUUGAGGUUUGGACACCAAGAAGAUGCCCAUGAAUUCCUUCGUUAUGUCAUUGAUGGAAUGCAAAAGAGUUGUCUUCAUGGCUAUGAAAAAUUAGAUAAAGCUUCCAAGGAAACAACUGUCAUUCAUAGAAUUUUCAGUGGAUACUAUAGAAGUCAAGUACGUUGUCUGAUGUGUCACAAUACAUCCAGUACUUAUGACCCUCUUAUGGACAUCAUGCUUGACAUUAAGCAAUCACCCACAAUUGUACGUGCACUACAGCGGUUAUGCAAGGCAGAGCUCUUGGAUGGAGAUAACCUAUACUAUUGCUUAAAGUGUAAAAAGAAAGUUCCUGCCCAUAAACAAGUUUUAAUACACAGACCUCCAAAUGUUUUGACUGUUCAACUGAAAAGAUUUGAUUCAAAUCACAUCUUUGGAGGAAAAAUAACAAAAUCUGUAGAAUAUGCUGAAUAUCUUGAUUUAAGGCCAUUUAUGACAUCAAAGGGUGGUCCAGUAAAGUACAAGCUUUAUGGUGUACUAGUGCAUUCUGGGUAUUCCAGUAAUUCAGGUCAUUACUACUGCUAUAUCAGAAGUUCUAACAACAUGUGGUAUAACAUGAAUGAUUCAGUGGUACGACAAGUUGGAUUGAAUGCUGCUCUCUCUCAGCAAGCAUAUCUUUUAUUUUAUAUUAAAAUGGCUGACAACAUCUCACAUCAGGGGGGGAAAGGUAUUUCAUCCUUAUCAACAAAGUCUGCUGAGACAGCACAACCUGGGCAAAAGAACAUUAAAGAAAAUGACUAUGGAACUGCAGUUUCUCGAAGUGCACAACCUAAAUUUCCAAACACCUUCAGUGGACCAACCACUCCAUCAAAGCCAUCUCCAUCGAUUAUUACUACUGAGCAGAGACCCAAAUUGAGCUUCGCUAUCAAAAGCCCAACAGUGUUUGUUAAAAGCAAAAAUGAGAACAAAGUCCUGCAAGGUGAACAGUCAUCGAAGCUAAAUGGCAAACAGGUUGACAAUGACAAAAACUCUAAGAAGGACCAAAAUAAAGUAGAAUGUAAGACUUUGAAUGAAAAGGAAACAACAAAUUCUAUAGACUUAAAACCCCCUGAACCUGUUAAGGUCAGCCUUCCUGUAAAAAAAGAUGAGAAAAAGUCCUCACCAACAAAGAAUGUACGACCACCUCAGCUGUUCAUUCCAAGAAGUGUUCAGGCCAGAAGCUCAGUCAGUGAAACAAAAUCACUGGAUGACAAAAAUGUUUCUAAAACAACUCCUGUAAAAGCUACUACUCCAUGGAAAGUAACUUCUCAGACUUCCAACAACUGUUUCACAUAUGGUCCAAUGUCCCCACCCCCCAAGGGAACUCCUUUACCACAACCUUCACCAUCAUCUGUUACUUCUGAUGGAAGCAGCACAUCCAGUAAAACAGCUAAGACAGGAGACUGGGCUAUUAAAGACAAACGUAUUCCUACUCCUGGACCCAUUCUUCCUGAGAGACAACAUGCAGGCUGGACUGUGAGUGCAAAGUCCGAAAUUGAAAAAUCAGAAGACGAGGAGAGCUGGGUAGAAGCAUAUGAUGAUGCAAGUAAGAAAUCAAAGAAAAAACAAAAGAAAGACAAAAGAAAAGACUCAAAAAAAUACCACAAAUUAGAUGAUGAAAAAGAAGCUGAUGGAGACGAAGCUAAAGACGAAGAGAAUAAUAAACAAAAUUCAGAUAAAGAGAACAAGAAGAAGCACAAGAAAAAGAAAAAGAAGAAAGGAAAAAACAAAAGAGACAGUGACAAAGAAGAACUUCUGAGGGGCAAAUCAUCAGACGAUGAGUCAUCAAAAGAAAAGCAAAAUAAAAGGAAAAAGAGCAGCCAUAAAGGAGAAUCAAAACGGCAACGGUUAGUUGAUUACACUAGUGACGAUAGCUCUGAUUGCAUUGAUGACCAGAACAAUAACAGAACAGAAAAUACUAAAGAGAUGCAUAAGAAAAACAAACCAGAUGUUCCAGUCGUUGUUUAUGAUGGUGAUCAAAGAGACAAAACCUCCUGCAAAGGCACAUGGGAUGGUUCUCGUGACAGUUCAACGGUCAACAAACUCCUUAAAGGAAGCAGUGGUGUAUUUGGCUAUGGUGACAAUGUAACAACAUGGGAAGGAGGCCAUAGUUUGGUUAAUGUUGAGAAGAAUGAAAGGAAAAGAGAACGAAGUCGUGACUCAUGGGAUCAGGAGCUGGAUAAAGGAAAGGUAAAAAAAGUCAAAGAUAAAAGCAAGCAGGAAAAGUUUUCUGGGACUAACCUUUUCCAGAGAGAACAUGACAGACGCAGCAAGAAGGGUUUAGUUGAUCAGGCAUCAAGUCAUUUUACAAGACGUCAUUCAUCUUCACACUCACGUACACACUCAAACCGAGGGUACCGCAGGAUAUAAAAUCAUAUUACUAUAUCAAUUUAACUUGUAAUGUAUUAUACAACUGCAAUGAUUCAUUUUGAAUAUAAAAAAUCCUUAAGUCAUAAAUCAGACAUCCAGCAUUCUUUUCACAUCUCAGUUGUUGGAUUGAUCAUUUUAUGCAUUCUAUAUUAUAAAUUGCAAUGUUAACAGACUUUUUAAGCACCAUAUGCAAAUUUCCCAUUUUGGAUCAUGUGACAUCCUUUGACAGCUGAAUCUGAGUUAGCUCACCUAAGUGUUUGAAAUGGGAAAAAUAUUGAGCUAAAAGGUUUAUGAUUAACUAUUCUUUCAAGUUUGUAUAUUUCAUGUAAAUAAUAUUCACUCUUACCUACACCGAUCAAAUUUUACUUUUAUUCAACCAUUUCAAAGUAGACUGGUCACUGACAAAAGAAAAAAGAAUACAGGCGAUAUUUUAUUUCAAGACAUACCAUUGUUAAACAUUUGAAUAAAAACUGAAUUAAAUUGGAAAGUGAGAAAAAUGGUUUUGUUUAAUUUGAUCUUGAAAUGAAUUAUGACAAUCUUUCAAUGACUGUAAAGUAUUCUGAUAUGCUGUAUUUAUGCUCUUGUUUCAUCAUAUGGCAUUGGCAGUUUGCAUUGGAUGAAUUUUGUAUGUUAGUAAUUAAUAAAGGAAAUUAAAUAUGAAA
Exaiptasia diaphana is the source of this 4003-nucleotide messenger RNA. RefSeq names its product ubiquitin carboxyl-terminal hydrolase 36. Lineage: Eukaryota; Metazoa; Cnidaria; Anthozoa; Actiniaria; Aiptasiidae. Gene Ontology annotation, biological process: protein deubiquitination. Gene Ontology annotation, cellular component: cytosol; nucleus. The record is from RefSeq and is a predicted model, not a curated record. The transcript is spliced from 17 exons. Bases 369 to 3341 code for a protein of 990 amino acids. Gene Ontology annotation, molecular function: cysteine-type deubiquitinase activity; cysteine-type endopeptidase activity.